Messenger RNA from Hydatigera taeniaeformis, 504 nucleotides. Lineage: Eukaryota; Metazoa; Platyhelminthes; Cestoda; Cyclophyllidea; Taeniidae. The record is from the annotation of a GenBank genome assembly.
GCGUUGCGGCGAGCAGGUCGUUUUGACGUCACCAUUCAUGUGCCACCUCCAGACGCUGAGGCACGAAGGGCUAUUCUUCAGUUAGAAUUGUCGAAACGGUCGACUUCAAAGCGUGCGCUGGAGCCCCAUUGGCUGGAGGUGUUUGCAAAGGAGAAGCUGGAGGGCUACACGGGUGCAGAGGUGGUCGCUGUAGUGCAGAUGGCAGCAGAGUUGACUCGUGAAUCACAAGAGGCGGAGAUUGACCGACAGCAUCUUCUGUCAGCGUGCGAGCGCGUCCCUCCCUGCACACUUGAACAGUGUCAAGUCCAUCUGCAGCAUGGGGUCCCUCCAAGUCCUUUGUCUCUACUUCCCUCUCCACCUCCAUCGCCUGCUGACUCCUUGUGGCCAUCGCCUCGUCAAUAUUUUGUUAUUUCGUCAGUCCUAAUUGUGCUAUUUGCUCUAGUCUGGCAACUGAUAAUGCACUUCGAUGUGGAUACAUUUCAUUGGUUACAUUUGCCUCAGUGA